This is a messenger RNA of Lates calcarifer (barramundi perch), 4343 nucleotides long. It is a transcript of the gene anp32e, whose product is annotated as acidic (leucine-rich) nuclear phosphoprotein 32 family, member E. Gene Ontology annotation, cellular component: nucleus. Gene Ontology annotation, molecular function: phosphatase inhibitor activity; histone binding. NCBI's taxonomy places the organism in Eukaryota, Metazoa, Chordata, Actinopteri, Centropomidae. Gene Ontology annotation, biological process: regulation of apoptotic process. The record is from RefSeq and is a predicted model, not a curated record. Bases 223 to 981 code for a protein of 252 amino acids. The transcript is spliced from 7 exons.
GAUUGACGUGCUCACCGUCCAAUCGGCGACAGCGUAGAGACGCGCGGCCAACCCUGUGCGGCGGGGGGCGGGGCCGCGGCGGAGGGGGCAGGGCGGGAUGUAUCAUGGAGGAUCAGUAGGCAAACUGUGGCCGUCAGAGGAGAGCAGCCCCCGCUCUGAUCCCCGGGACUUUCUCAAGUGUUUACCGACGCUUUUUAAUCACCUCGCACGGCAGACUUCAACAUGGACAUGAAGAAGAGGAUCACUCUGGAGCUGCGGAGCCGGAACCCGGCGGAGAUUGCAGAGCUGGUGGUCGACAACAGUCGCUCUGCAGAUGGCGAGGUCGAAGGACUGACGGACGAGUUCACGGAGCUCGAGUUCCUCAGUAUGGUCAACGUGGGUCUGAGCUCACUGGCUAAACUGCCGUCGCUGCCCAAACUACGCAAGUUGGAGCUGAGCGACAACAACCUGUCUGGUUCUCUGGAGACUCUGUCAGAGAAAUGUCCCAACCUGACCUACCUCAACCUGAGCGGGAACAAGAUCAAAGAGCUGAGCAACGUGGAGGCGCUGCAAAACCUGAAAAGCCUCCAGAGUCUGGACCUGUUCAACUGUGAGAUCACGUCUCUGGAGGACUACAGGGAGAGUGUGUUCGAGCUGCUGCCUCAGGUCACCUACCUGGACGGCUUCGACCAGGAGGACAAUGAAGCUCCCGACUCCGAGGCCGAGGACGAAGACGAGGAUGGCGAGGAUGGGGCGGGGCCGACCGGCGACUACGACGACGAGGACGAUGAAGAGGAGGAUGAGGACGGCUCAGAGGGAGGAGAGGUGGGGCUGAGCUUUCAGGUGAACCGGGCCGAUCAGGAUGAGGACGAGGAUGAGGAAGACUAUGCAGAGGAGGAGGAGGAGGAAGAGGAUCAGGCGGGCGUUCAGGGACAGAAGAGGAAGAGAGACGUGGACGACGAAGGCGAGGAAGACGACGACGACGACGACGAAGACGACUAGUCAACCCAGCCCAGCGUUGUCCGUGUGUCGUCCUGUCCUGUUUCUGUCCGUCUCAGUCCACCUCCGGACCCGACCUCCGCCAGACAACAACAACAACAAACAACAACAGGGACAGCAACAGCAGCAACAGGAACAGUGUGAUCUCAGAUAGUUCCUUUCAGUUUGCAAUAGAAUAUCACGUCUUUAUUUUUAGAUAAUAUAUAAGAAGAUUUUAUCAGGACUGUACCUGUUGGUUCUCAGCUGAAGACUCCACAUGUUUCCCUUUAAAACCUGGUUCAGGAUGUGUCCGGUAAGUCUGACUCCUCUCCUCUGGUCCUCUGAUCCUGGACUCUGAUCCUGGUCUAAAUGUUCUCUGGACGGCUGAAUCUAAAGGUGAAGUCCUGGUGUGGAUCGACUCCUCAUUAGCAAAGAUGUUUUUAGAGAGCAGGUGAGAGCCAGAACACACCGUACCGGACCAGACCGGGUUUCUGUCUCUCUGUCUCUGUGGUCGUUUCUUCUUCUCCUGCUUGUGUCAGACGACCUCUUCAAGCACAGUACUCGUCCAAAAACAGGUUUAUCUUUACAAACUUCAGGGACUGGACACUCAGAAAACUUUUUAUAGACACUUGUGUUGAGCUGCUGCACUGAGGAGACGAGUCCAGUCCAGACUACAAGACCUUCUCCAAGACCUGUUGGCCCCAGAUCCACUUGUUUAGCUUACUUUUAUGAAGAGUUGAUUUAGCAUCAUAAAAUCCAGAUGUUGGUUUUUGCGUUCACACCUCAAACAGCACGUCAGAGUCCACCUUGAACCGGACUCAGGUCCUCUCUCAGGUGGUCUCAGUCCGGUUUGAUCGACAGUUUUCACACUGACACAAACAAACCGAGCUAAAGAGGAAGUGUUGAUUUAACCUGACUGAAUAGGUGGACUGUGAACGCAGCAUGAGUCUCACCUGAGCAGAAACAAAAAAAAAGCAACGUCAACGACACCUGAACCAGAUGCUGAUGUGAUCCAGUAUCGAGGUUUGUCUGAGUCCAGUUCUCUGCCUGGUCUGAGCUGAACUGGUCUGGUGGGUUGACUUCAGGUGUGACCAGGUUCAGCACCAAAAUGGCCGCCUCUGACACACGACCCUGAUCAGAGGGAGCAGAGUCUGGGUCUCACCUGAGCUGUUUUUCCAUUGGCUCACCUGCAGCUAAAAAACAUCUAAUAAUUCAGGCCAGUAGUGGAUUACUCCAAGAGUAAUCGGAUACUCCCGAAGCUGAGAACAUCCUGGGACUAAACCUCCGAGGUCUGCGCCUCUUGUAGUCUGUGCUGGACUCCGUCCUAAACCUCCACAGCUUUCUGAAAUCAUCAACUCCACCAAAGUCUGCAGCCGUCCUCACGUCUCACAUCAGGACCUCCUCCUCCUCCACCUCCUCCUUUGUUUUUUUUAUUGUUUUACCUUCAUGUGUUUGAGCCUUCAUCAGACCACCACAGACUGUCGUUCAGGAUCAGAACCCAGUUCUUUUCUGCAACCAUAUUAGACUCUGCCGGGAGAGAGAGGAGGAGAGAGCGCCCCCUUCAGGACCUCCACCGCCCAAUCAGGGAUGUCAUGUGUUUCUCUUCAUCCUCAGUCUCUGAACCCGAUCACAUGGACUCUGCUGUCUCUGUCUCAGUCCCUCAGACCUGCCUCAGGUCCUCGUAGGAGAUCAUAUUAAUAUUAUUCCCAGUGUGUGUUUGAUUUAUUGUAGGGGAUCUACAGGGAAGAUUAGGGGGCGGGUGGGAGGAAUUCUUAGUUCUGAUGUGUUUGGUUUUUUUGUCCCAGAUCAGCAGCUGUUCAUGUUUUUAGUUUGAUGUCAAACCGAGCGGCUCGUCCUCAAACUGCCCGUCCCCUCGUGAUGUUCAGACCGCCGCUGUGUCACACCUCAGGCUCCGCCUCCUCACACUUGGAACUAAACCUGAUGUGUGGUGUGUUCAGGUGCUCCUUGUCAGAAACAAAAAAACUAACAACAGGUUGACAAAACUCUUUCACCUGAGACCAGAAUCAGGAUCAGGACCAGGAUCUGGUUCAAGGGUUCAGUUCAUUUUGGUCUCGAUCCAGAGUUUUCCCUCUAACCUCUGUCAGACUUUUUCACUUCCUGCGAUGCGUUCAAUGACACAUCUCAGUUUCUGAGUUUACGAGUUUACCUGAAUGCACCGUCACAUCGACAGGUGGUGCAGUGAAUUAUGGGAUAUCGAGGACUUGAAGGAAACACUGGCUGUGUCUCCCAGAGUCUGGUCCAACCUGUCUGAAGGAGGCGGAGUCAGAUACAGGACUCACCUGUCUCAGGUGUUGCUGCGUCUGCGUCGGUUUUACUUUUUACUUUCUCCUGCUUUACAACAGGAGCAAACCUGACCAGGUCAGAAAGAAAGAAAAUCAAUAAGGAAAUAAAGAAACGAUCACAGCGUCUAAAAACCUUUCAAUAAAUCAGAUUAGUCUCCGGGUGAGUCGGGUUUGUUCGUGACGAAGCAGCAGGUCUCUGUUCAGCUCCGACUUUAAACUGCUGUAAACUUUUAGCUUUUCUCUCAUUUACACUUUUAAAAACAGCAUCAGUUUGAAUACGACGAGUCUGUUUUUACACAGAAAUAUUUUAACUCUCAGACUUUAAUCUGGUUCAGGAUCAGUUUUAAAAAUGAGAUUUUCACAGUUUCAGCAUGUGUUUAUAAAAACAUUUUAAAAUCUUUUCUCGGUCAAAACAACACGCGAUAAAUCAGUCAGGUAAAUUUAACGUCCACAGUCGACCACCUGCUGCUGAAGAUCAUGUGAUCUGAUCAAAAGCUCCAGAACAGACAGUAAAACACAGUUAAACGUAGAAACUGGGUCGUCACAGAGAUCAGACGUUUGGUUUCCUGUCGACGUGAACCUGAAGCAUGUUUCAGGUUUAAAUGAUAAACCUCGUUGGGUUUGAGCGCGUUUGAUUCUGACUCGUUAGUUUUACUGGUGUUGGUCGGUGGAAGCGCUGACCCCUGGUGGUCGGUCGUUAGAUUACACAUCGUAAAUAAAAACAUGAACCAGACAGAAGGACGUGUUUAAGGUGUUGUGUUGUUUUUAAGAGUGUAAGAGGUCAAAGGUCACGUCUGUCAGACCUGCUGGUUUUUAAGGCAAUAUUGUAAAUAGACUCUCAGCUCAGUUUCAGGUUUGUUUUUAUUUUGUUAAAUAAUUUUACAGAUGUUUUUUUGUUUGUUUUUCUGCAGCGAGGUGAUAGUUGACCCACGCCUUUGACCUUUGACCCCAGCUCACUCCUCUGUCAGCUGUUAGUUUCCCGUCAUCGUCCCAUCGUCUGUGGGAGAAAAACUGUGUUUGACUUUUUGUGGUGUAACAAAAACUAUACUGAGGGGUUUUCAAUAAAACACUGAAAAGAUCAAA